Canariomyces notabilis is the source of this 610-nucleotide messenger RNA. RefSeq lists its product as uncharacterized. The record is from RefSeq and is a predicted model, not a curated record. The transcript has 4 exons. The coding region runs from base 193 to 480 and encodes 95 amino acids. NCBI's taxonomy places the organism in Eukaryota, Fungi, Ascomycota, Sordariomycetes, Sordariales, Chaetomiaceae.
AACACAUCUGCGAUUUAUCUCUUUCAAUUUUAUAGAAACCCUCCUUAGGCGUGCAUUUCACAGUCAUUUGAUCCCACCUUUUUCCUUAUGUGCACUGCGACCCAGGCCACAACUUGCCCUUCCCCCUGAUUCCAGUUCACGCUAUCUUACACUGAAGUCAACACUCAACGAACGAACCCAAACCCACCAAAGAUGCAGCUCAAGAUUAUGCUCAUGGCCGCUAUAGCCGCUUUUGCCACCGCCCAAGAGGUCCCAGACACCGGCGGGAUCCCUGCUUGCGCCACCAACUGCAUUGAAAGCGUGUUCCCCCUCAGUGGCUGCGCCCACCUCUACGACUUCCCCUGUCUUUGUCAGGCCGAUGAGGAGUACAACACGGUCAUCGCCAGCUGCAUCGUCGGAGCUUGCAGCUUCAAAGACGUGGUUGCCAUGAUCCAGUGGAAGACCGAUACUUGCGCUAGUUAUGGGGUGGAGUGGCCUUAAAUUGGCAUAUUUUAGAGCUUACUCGGCCCUUGAAAUGCUGGAGGCGCCACAAACUUCACAGAGUCGCACCAAUACACGUCUACAGGUAGCUAGUCUAGCUACUAGUAACUACGACUUGCAUUUAAGAUGA